UCAUUCAGUUGGAGAAAGCUUAUUGACAUUCCUCCUCUGAUUGGCUGAGGGUCAGGGUUAGUUGCGAAAUCUUUCAUGUGAUGAAAGUGCAAGGACCAUUGUGUGUUUUACUGUCUAGCGUCKGAAACAUGUCGACGAAGGCUGUAACUCUGAGCCUGUUAUUCAAACAGGACAUGGAAAAGGCUUAUUUGUUCCCUGUAUUUCCUUCUUCUUCCCUGUCAAAUUCCAAGUAUUUAAACAAAGACAAGUAUCUUCUGUAUGAUUUUCCACCUUUCUCUAAAAUGUUCAGAGACAUUGUUUAUCCACAAGCUCUGUCUUGUACAACUGGCAUUGAAAUCCCUGUUCUAACCGACUAUCCACCACCAGACUUCCUGAAAGAACACUGGAAGACAUGGCUGCCUGUUUUCCCUCUUCCCAAUUUCAUCAGCACAGACGAGGGGCUUAAAGAAGAUGGCAUUCCUAUCAUUACCUUUGGUGCAUUUCAAGAUAUUCCRAAGUCAAAACACARCGUUGAYCCYGAUGYCUUGCAGUUUGUACAGCURAAAAGUUCAAUCCCUGCAAUAGGCGUUCCUCAUCCCCGUCACAUGGAUGAAGAUAACGUGGAGUUUCCAUGUGUUGUCAAAGUUGAUCUUAGCUAUCUAGGAAAAGGAACCUUUGUAGCAAAGAGCAGAGAGGAUUUGACAGCUCUUGUUAAAAAKAUCCGUGAGGUGAAUGGCUGGAGUAAAAAGAUCAUUUAUCAGGAACUUAUAGAAGAUAUCAACAGAAUAACAAGUCAUCUCUUUUACUUAACAAAAACAUGUGAAUUAGAAUGGCUUGGUUCUAAUCAUAGCUUUUUUGAUGGCCUGAACUUCAGCAGUUUGAUCGUGGACUGGGACGAGCAAGAGAAAGAGAAAAGACUUGUCUAUGACGAGUUCGCGAUUCCCAUUGCACAGUUUCUUCACCGAAAUGGAUACUUUGGCAUAGUGAACUUUGAGAUCAUUGAGAAUGAUCGUGGACGGUAUCUUUUUGAUCUCAAUCCACGUCUUUCUGGAGAA
Messenger RNA from Exaiptasia diaphana, 1034 nucleotides. RefSeq lists its product as uncharacterized. The annotation marks the transcript as partial. The transcript has a single exon. The record is from RefSeq and is a predicted model, not a curated record. Lineage: Eukaryota; Metazoa; Cnidaria; Anthozoa; Actiniaria; Aiptasiidae.